ACAGUCUGUAACUGUAACUGUUUGUAACUGUAACUGUAACUGUCUGAAAACAUGAGGUUGCUGGUUGGAUUUCCUCUCAUGACUCUCUUGUGCAGGCUGAGUAAAGAUGGCCGCCUGGUGGUGUGGCUCAACAUGGACGACCACGUCAGACUGGUGACCACACGUGACGACGCUGACGUCGCAGAAGCUUUUAAAUGCGUCUGCAUCAACCUGCAGAAGUUGGCGGUGAAGUACGGCGAGCUCAAACACCCGUUCACCUGGAAGCAGCAGCUUGGAUGGGUGUCGAGCUCACCAGCCGACGUGGGGACGGGUCUGAGGGUCAGCGUCCACCUCAGACUGAAGCUCCUCCCACAACACACACGCCUGCAGGACGUUCUGAAGAGACUGCGACUCCACAUGGACAGAACAGAAUCCUCAGAGGUUUAUGUCCUGAGCAACACGGCGACCUUUGGCCCGAGCGAGGUGGAGCUGACGCAGCUGGUGGUGGACGGCGUCAAACUUCUCAUCGCCAUGGAGAAGAGGCUGGAGGAGGUCAGAGACAUCGAGGAGCUCGUACCUGCACAGAAGUAG
Solea senegalensis (Senegalese sole) is the source of this 570-nucleotide messenger RNA. Its product is annotated as creatine kinase M-type-like. NCBI's taxonomy places the organism in Eukaryota, Metazoa, Chordata, Actinopteri, Pleuronectiformes, Soleidae. Gene Ontology annotation, molecular function: creatine kinase activity. The transcript has 3 exons. Bases 52 to 570 code for a protein of 172 amino acids. The record is from RefSeq and is a predicted model, not a curated record. Gene Ontology annotation, biological process: phosphocreatine biosynthetic process.